AUGGACUCAACCAUUGAAGUUACCCAACGCCUUGAGAGGCUCAGCAUUGCCACCAAUCUUCCCUCUCUCACUCUCAACGAAGCCUCAGCUUCUGCUAGUCCUUCUCGCCGCAACAUGAACCAGCCUUUUGUCUCUUCCGAGACUUCCACUCAAGCUCCAACACCUCACCAAUCCCAAGUGCAGACCUCAACCGCCAGCACCACCACUCAAGACUCUGACAACGACGUCACCAUGAGUGACGACCUCAUCACCGCCACCAGAAACCUGUCACUCCAAAGCCGCCCACUGCAAGAUCGCCGGGCCUUGGAUGCACACGGCCGCGGGCACGCCGAGUGGUCUCGCCUGUGCAACCAACGUUCUGCUCGCCACGGCACCGUCUCAAUCGCCAUGAUGAACAUCCGCGCACGCGAGCGCCAGGCCGCCCAAGCUCUCCCUCGGUCUCGCCCUCGUCCUCGUCCUCGCACCUCCUCCCGCGAGGCCCGCGAAGAAGCAGGAAGCUUCUUCAGACAUUGUGCCCAGAUCCAAAACCGCCGCCAGGGCCAGACUGCCACAGCCCACCAAUACCACCACCACCACCACCACCACCGGCCUCGGACUUCUCCGGUCACUACAACCACUGGUGGCAGUGAGGCUGCGGGCCUGACGAGAGAAGAGCACCAUCGGAAUUUGUUCCGGGCGCAGCUGAGAUGUCGCCUGCAGAUCAGGAUGGUUUCUGCCAUUGCUGCUAGGGCUGGACAUUGA
Messenger RNA from Neurospora hispaniola, 741 nucleotides. RefSeq lists its product as uncharacterized. The transcript has a single exon. Lineage: Eukaryota; Fungi; Ascomycota; Sordariomycetes; Sordariales; Sordariaceae. The record is from RefSeq and is a predicted model, not a curated record. Bases 1 to 741 code for a protein of 246 amino acids.